AUGUGGUCAUUGCCGCCUCAAUAUGGCAUUCCAAAUGCAUUUGGGAUGCCUUAUCAACAAGGAAAUUUCAUGGCAACCGGAUUCUCUAGUAGCCCCAUUGAAGUCCCAAGACCUUGCACGACCCCGGAGGUUGAAGGACUCGACAACAUUUGUCUUGAUACAAAUUCAGAAAAAGGAAAAGAAGUUGAGCCUAAAAGACGCAGUAAAGCAAAAGCAAUGCCGUGGACACAUGAGGAGGAUGUUUUACUAUGUCAAGCUUUUUGUACCAUCUCAAGUGAUCCGGUCAUUGGCGCUCAACAAACAUCUGAAGUUUUUUGGAGGCAAAUUACACAGUACUAUAAUGAAGCUAGUCAAGCAAGAAACCUUAUUCAGAGAACUAUAGAGUCAACAAAAUCUCAUUUUUAUGUUUUUCACGGAGAUUGCCUCAAAUUUAAUGCAUCAAUAAAUAGGUUUCGAGCUGAUCAAAUAAGUGAUGAAAAUGAUGCAAUUGUUUUGCAGAAUGCUUUAAUGGAGUGGAAUAGUGAAGGAAAAAAGAAAGGAGGCUUUAAAUGGCUUCAUUGUUGGGAGGUUUUGAAAAAAAAAAUGCCAAAUUUUAUGGGGCAUCUCAGACAUCUCCAGGAGGAAAGAAAGCUACAAUAUCUGACACUAGGGAUCACACUUCUGGUUCUGGGCAAGAUGUUGAGCCUAGCGGUGAUGUUGAGGAAAGGUAUGUGCGUCGACCAAUUAGCCAAAAAGCAGCAAAGGCGGGGAAGAGAAAAGGAAAAACAACUGCAGGAGGAAGCACCGGUCCAGGUGUUGAACGUCUGUUGA
Striga hermonthica is the source of this 810-nucleotide messenger RNA. Lineage: Eukaryota; Viridiplantae; Streptophyta; Magnoliopsida; Lamiales; Orobanchaceae. The record is from the annotation of a GenBank genome assembly.